Molecule: messenger RNA, 2093 nt
Organism: Xylaria bambusicola
Lineage: Eukaryota; Fungi; Ascomycota; Sordariomycetes; Xylariales; Xylariaceae
Product: putative histidine acid phosphatase
Exons: 2
Coding region: 217-1653 (478 amino acids)
Biological process (GO): dephosphorylation
Molecular function (GO): phosphatase activity
Source: RefSeq, a predicted model, not a curated record
GGUGGGGAAAGCUGAGGGGUUAUUCAGUUAAGCUUCUCGUGUUCAGGUUUUCGGGACGUUUUUGAAAGUUUACGGACUUCACUGCUCCCUCGCGACCCGGUUUCCUUCGUCGCUUGUUCUCUUGUAUGACUCUUCUCUUAGUCCUGCCGUAGACGGGCUUCAAUAUUAUACACAUAUAUUAUUAAAAACAUAGUAUAAUAUAUCUACUACAGCAUAAUGGCCUCGAAAGCUGUCCUGCUGUCGUUGGCAGCCUUGCCGCUUGCCCAGGCCGAGACCGUCCUCGGCCUCUACAUCUUCUCUCGGCAUGGCGACCGUACACCCAAGGCCCUUAAGCCUACAAACCUGACUUCGCUGGGCGCCGAGCAGGUCUACGCCUCGGGCAGCUGGUACCGCAGCCAAUAUGUCGCUUCUGACGCCGAGACUCCGCUUCUCAGCUUGAGCUCCAAUAUCGUGAACCUGGAGCAAAUGGCCGUCACGGCGCCCCCCAUGGACAAUGUCCUCCAGAACUCGGCUAUGGCUUUCCUCCAGGGUCUCUACCCUCCCGCGGGCGACUUCUCAACACAGGAACUCCGCAACGACACCGAGGUGACCGCUCCGCUCGGCGGCUACCAGUAUAUCCCCGUCAACGUGGUUUCCACCGCCGCCUCGGGCGCCAACUCGGAGAACAGCGCCUGGCUUCAGGGCGCCAGCGGCUGCGACAAUGCCGUGGUGUCGUCGAACAACUACCUCGCGUCGACCGAGUAUAAGACGGCCUACGACAACAGCGAGGCCUUCUUCCAGGACCUCCUGCCGGUCAUCAACGGCACCUUCGAGGCCAGCGCCGCCAACUUCAAGAACGCCUACUCCAUCUACGACUACGUUGACGGCGCCGUUGUCCACAACCAGACAAUCCCGUCCUCGGAUCUACUCACUAACGAGACUCUGCAUGAACUCAAGGUUCUCGCCAACGAGCACGAGUGGGGCCUCGCCUACAACAGCACCGACGAGAUCCGUGCCAUCGCUGGCUCCACGCUGGCUGGCCAGAUCCUCGACGCCCUGAACGGUACUGUCGCCGGUCGCGGUGCUAAGCCCCUGAACAUCCAGUUCGGCGCGUACGCCGUGUUCCUGUCCUUCUUCGGUCUCGCCAAGCUGCCCGCCCUGUCCGACGACUUCACUGGCGUCGUCAACUAUGCCUCGUCAAUGGCCUUUGAGCUCGUUACCAAUGCGAGCGUAAGCGAUGGGUUCCCUGGUGCGGAUGACAUCUCAGUGCGCUUCCGGUUCUCCAAUGGCUCCGCCGCCUCGAUAACCCCCUCUGUCUUCCCACUCUUCGGUCAGGACGAGACCCUGCUUCCCUACAACACCUUCGUCUCGGAGAUGAGCAAGUUCGCCAUCAAGGAUACACCCCACUGGUGCAAGGUCUGCGGUGUCACAACCGGUGAUUGCGCCACCGCUUCGUCUGGCAGUGAUGGCGAGGGUAGCGGCUCCGGAUCGGCCACCGCCUCGAACAACAAGUCCAACAUCUCGCUCCCCGUCGCCGGUGUUAUCGGCGCCCUCGUCACCCUCGCCGUUGUGCUUGGUGCCGAGGCCCUCAUCUACUUCUUCUCCGGCCUCACGCUGGCCAAGAAGUCCACUCUCGCCGCUGCCCAGGCCGCCGCCGCCGGAAACAAGGCUUAAGAGGUCAGAGGAAGAACCCAACGAACAAAAAAUAAAUAAAGUAAAAUCAAAAAUAAAAAAGACAUUCAUUACGUCUGGAACUUAUUACCGAGAUUGAGCGAUUGAUUGAUAGACUGAUUGGUGUUUUUCGAUAGCUAUCUUUCCCAAUCGGCAAUAGUCACGAGUCACGAAAGGAUUGAUGUAUGUAAUUUGUAGCAUUUGUUAAGUAUAUAUGUACCUAUCUAAGCAAUACCCUAUGAAGCAGAGAACAAGCAAGUAUUACAUACAUAAAUAUCGUCGAUCGUGCUAAUGAGAAUCACCACACGUCUUGAAUGAACUACUAUCAGUUUCAUGAUGGUCAUAUUGAUAAGUUAGUAUUAGUAAUUAUUCAAACUGAAAUAGCUGAGGACUUGGCGAUGUGCGAUACAAACCUCAAGGCAAAGCCUAGUAUCCAUUUCAUC